Molecule: messenger RNA, 1020 nt
Organism: Meloidogyne enterolobii
Lineage: Eukaryota; Metazoa; Nematoda; Chromadorea; Rhabditida; Meloidogynidae
Source: the annotation of a GenBank genome assembly
UUUCUACCAAUUAUCUGAUCUCAUAUAUACCCUGUGUCAGAACUCUUAACUACCUACUGCCUAACUUUUAUUUGCACGUUGCCAGAACUUUUAAAAACCAAUUAUCAGAAUUCUUAUCUACCAAGUCCAGGAAAUCCCCAUGUAGCAAUUUUAGCUACACCUGUCUUAAAGCUUAUAUACUCAUUGUUUGCGCUUUUGUCUACCUAUUCCCUAAACUCUCGCCUACCCUUUGCCAAAACUCUUUCCUAUUAAUGCCAAAACUCUUCUUCCCAUUGUCGGACUUCUUUUGUUCCCAAUGCUGGAACUUUUAUAUACCCGUUGUCUGAACUACACACAGCCAGAACAUUUAACACCCAUUAUCAGAACUCUUAUCUACUAAAUGCCGGAAAUACUUUGCCAGCACUUUUAUCUACACCUCUUAAUGUUGAUCUACUCUUUAUUUGAACGUUUAUCUACCUAUUAUCUUCUCUUAUCUACCCGUUGGCAGAACCCUUAUCUAUUCAUUGCCAAAGCACUUGUCAUCCCAUUGUCAGAAUUUUUAUUUUCCAAUUGUCGGAACUUUUAUCUACCAAAAGCCGAAACUUUUGCAUAUUCAUUGUCUGCACUUUUAUCUACACUUAUCUUACUGUAUAUCAACUCAUUGUAUGAACUCUUAUCUACCAAUUUCCGGUAACUUAAUCUACACAUUGCGUGAACUCUAAUCUAUCCAUGGCCACAACUCUUACCCAUUGUUUGAACUAUUAUCUGUUCAGCGCCAAAAUUCUUGUCAAUCCAUUGCCAGAAUUCUUACUUACCAAGUGUCUCCUAUCAGUCAAGUCUAACCAAACCGCUUCUCCAAACAACGCGGUACUCUCAGAUUACCAAAGGCCGGAUUAAACUGCAACCCAUUUCACUUCCAGUGCCGGAAUUGAUUCAUUCAAGCGGGAAAAUUCUGCUAGUAUAUCUCUUUCAAACCGGGGCUUUCAUCUUAUCAGAGCUAAUCUCUUAUCUCCUUCUAAGUUCUUUAAAGCCACUCUUAUC